CAUCCCCUACUCCAUCAUCCACAAUCACCACUUCAGAGUUGCUCUACAUUCGAUCAGCUGCAGUAGACGUGCAUUUCAGUUUAUAGUGCGAGAGCAUUUGUCUUUGCGAAGAUGGCCCACACUCUCUCCCACACCGAGCUCCUCAACUGCGACGCUGCCGAUGCUUGGGAAUGUUGCAAGCACUCCGACAAGGUUUUGCCAGACCUACUGCCCGAGUACUUCUCCAGUGCUGAGAUUCUCGAGGGCAAUGGCGGCCCCGGCACUCUCCGUGUCUUGCACUUUGGUCCUGCCAUUCCUCAGGCCGGGGCUGCUAAGGAACGCCUAGACAAAGUAGACGAGGCAAGCAAGACGCUGUCCUACACCGUCGUCGAGGGCGAUCCCAGGUACACCAACUUCACCGCAGACGUGUCCUUCAAGUCCGUGGGCGACAACCAGACCGAGGCCACCUGGACUGCCAAGUAUGACCCUGUCGGUGAAGCAGGACCCCCCGAGCACAUCAAGAACAUCAGCAUCCUCAUGUUCAAGACCUUCGAGAAGGCCAUCCAACAAAAGAAGACGGUGACGCACACUGAGACUCUGAACGCAUCACCCGAUGCGAUCUGGAAGGCAGUGAAGGAAGAGAACAGUAUUCUCCCCGCGGCCAUGCCCCAAGUCUUCGAGUCCAUCUCCUUCGUCCAGGGCAGCGGCGAGCCCGGCAGCGUCCGCGUCUGCAAGAUGGGCCCAGCCAUUCCCGGUGGCGGUGAAGUAGUGGAGCGAUUAGACAUCCUAGACGACGGGAGCAAGGUAGUGGGAUGGACAGUACUGAAGGGUGACCCCCGAUUCAAACACGUCUCCGCAGUGUUGAAAUACGCUCCAGGACCGAGCGAUGGCACGACAACUGCAACCUGGACAGCCACGUUCGUGCCAGUAGAAGAAAACGGCACACUGGAGAACAAAUUCGUUGUGGGGGUAUGGAAGGCGCUCGAGGCUGCUGCCGCCGCUUAAAUGCGCGACGGCACUGGUGGCACCGAGCUCCCCAAUAGUUCGCAAUUGGUGCCGGGAUCCACCGUAAGGUCGCAUUUUGUCUAACUGGGUUGUAGAAUUGCAGCGACUGCUCGCUAUCCCCAUCGAUUUGGCUGAGGUGGCCGCACCCCUUCUCCACUAGAUCCUCAGCAUUGCUGAUAAACGCCAAUUUAAUGGUCUUACAUAAUCCGCUAUAGUGCGUUACGUAGAUACCCAUCAUGUCUGUAAGUUGCAGAGUUUAAUGAGCAUAUUUGAGGUUGUGUAUAAAUCAUUCAAUGUGCUUGCUUGUCAAAUUUGUUGGUGGGCAGUUCGUCAGCCGAGUUGUUCGAGAGAUUUGAAGUCGCUAAGUUGUUACAAGAUUACUACUGUUGCACUUGAUGUGUGCAUUUGUUCCAGUCGGUGGUGGUUGUGGGAAAUAUGAGAAAUUUGGAGAGAUUUAAGAGA
This is a messenger RNA of Physcomitrium patens, 1446 nucleotides long. RefSeq lists its product as uncharacterized. NCBI's taxonomy places the organism in Eukaryota, Viridiplantae, Streptophyta, Bryopsida, Funariales, Funariaceae. Gene Ontology annotation, molecular function: abscisic acid binding; protein phosphatase inhibitor activity; signaling receptor activity. The record is from RefSeq and is a predicted model, not a curated record. Gene Ontology annotation, biological process: defense response; abscisic acid-activated signaling pathway. Gene Ontology annotation, cellular component: cytoplasm; nucleus.